AUGGUGUCACAAACAUGGGAUGUGAUGAUUGGCAUGUAUGCUGGCGCUGGUAUGGCUGCAAAGGCAGUGGAUCUCUUCAAGGUUAUGCCGGAGAGUAGAGCAAGACCGAAGUUGGAGCCACGCCACACUACAAUAUUCACUGUGGCUGCUGCUUGCGCGCAAUGUGGGAUGCUGACUCAAGCUAGCUGGAUACAAGAUUAUGUGGAUCAUCACAUCACGAGGUUUUUGAACAACCAUACUGAGGCUGCUCUCAUUGACAUGCACUCAAAAUGUGGUGAUAUAGAAAGGGCUCAUGCCUUGUUCUGCAGGUGGAAUCAAAGAGAUCUGAUCUGUUAUAGUGCUAUAGUUUCUUCAUUCGGCAUGCAUGGUCGUGGGAAUUACGCAAUUGCAGUUUUUAAUGAGCUGUGUGACAAGGGCAUAGACCCUGAUCGCAUUUGUUUUAUGUCAAUCCUUGCAGCUUGCAGUCAUACAGGUCUGUUGCAUGAGGGGUGUCGAUACUUCCAGAUGAUGAAGGAUGAGUACCACAUUAUUCCAACUGUGGAACACUACUUGUGCAUGGUGGACUUGCUUGGUCGUGCAGGAUGCAUAGAUGAGGCUUACCAAACGAUCACGCAUAAGAUGCCAACGGAAAUGCAAAUACACGCUGGCAUUUGGGGAGCUCUGUUAAGCGCACGCAUGACUUACUCAAAUGCAGAGAUUGCGGAGGUGGCAGCAAAGCACCUAUUCAAGUUGGAACCAGAUAACAUGGGGAAUAUGUCUUGCUAUCAAACAUAUAUGCAAAUGAGAGGAAAUGGGACGGAGUCCAAAAGGUUCGAGCCCUCAUGA
Messenger RNA from Phragmites australis (common reed), 825 nucleotides. RefSeq names its product pentatricopeptide repeat-containing protein At2g20540-like. Gene Ontology annotation, molecular function: protein binding; RNA binding. The record is from RefSeq and is a predicted model, not a curated record. Bases 1 to 825 code for a protein of 274 amino acids. Gene Ontology annotation, biological process: RNA modification. The transcript has a single exon. NCBI's taxonomy places the organism in Eukaryota, Viridiplantae, Streptophyta, Magnoliopsida, Poales, Poaceae.